CUGCCAGACAUUUCCUUUCGUAAGGAACAACACCCACAGUCCUUUUCUUGUCACUGCUUGAAAGCUCUUAAUUAUUCGGUAAACAGCAAAUACAGUGCAGUCCUGGCUGCGUUUGCAGCCUCCCAGGUUGGUGUGCCGGUCUCACAACAGUGCCUCUUUCCUCUGCUGAGGGCAGUGUUGGUGUCAUUAAAAUACCAAGAAAUGCAGAGGUUUCAUUGGUGUUCUGGAAGUUGUCUUUUGCUGCUAUGGAGAAAAUAGCUAUUAUUUUUGUCCUGUCCCGCAGCUUCCAGUUCAAAGGCAAGUGAGAGUCUCCUUUGAGCCUCACUCAGAUUUGAAAAUACCCCUAAAAAAAUCAUCUCUUCCCGCCUCCACUAAAACAAAUAACCCCCCGCAUGCAUGUGUGUGUGUUGCAUGCAUUCUCAAGUGUGUUGUUGUCUGUCCUGAAAAGCGUGAAGGAAGACGUGUUUUGGAGGAACUACUUUUACCGCGUCUCCCUGAUUAAGCAGUCAGCCCAGCUCACAGCCCUGGCCGCCCAGCAGCAGGCCUCCGGGAAGGAGGAGAAGAGCCAUGGCACUGAGGAGGACCUGCCACUGGCAGAGGCAGUACGGCCCAAAACGCCACCUGUCGUAAUCAAAUCUCAGCUUAAAACUCAAGAGGAUGAAGAGGAGAUUUCGACCAGCCCAGGGGUUUCUGAGUUUGUCAGUGAUGCCUUUGAUGCCUGUAACUUAAAUCAGGAGGAUCUGAGGAAGGAAAUGGAGCAACUGGUUCUUGACAAAAAGGAGGAGGAGACAGCCAUUCUAGAAGAAGAUUCUGCAGAUUGGGAAAAAGAACUACAACAGGAACUUCAGGAAUAUGAAGUGGUGACAGAAUCAGAGAAACGAGAUGAAAACUGGGAUAAGGAAAUAGAGAAAAUGCUGCAGGAGGAAAAUUAGCUCUUUCCUGAAAUAAAAGAAUAAUGCUUAACAUUCUGUAACUGACAUUAAAUUCUAGAUGACGACACUCGCUGAAUCAGAAUGCAAAAAAGAUUGGUAUAACUACGAAAUUCAAGAUUAUUCUUUUUUCAAGCUGAAAUUUGCCUUUUUUGCGUUUAUAAAAAGUAUAUAGAACAGUUAUUCUAAUAAUCAAAAAGGGAUGUUUUAUGUAAUAUUUCUUUAAUAUAAAUCUAGAGAUAUUCAUGUAGUUACUAUGGAUAUCUUUGCCACAGAAAUGCAAGUAAAAUUUUAGAGUUCUGUUUUCCAUGAGGUCAGAAUUAUAAUUUAUUCUGCAAUUGUUUUUUCCUAAACAUUUGUACUUCUUGUUGCAUUUUCACUGAUACAUGUAUUUGUUGAAGUACUUACGUAACGGAUUGAUAACUAUCAAAAUGACCAAAUUGUACCAAAGAACUUAAGAAGAAGCACUUUCAAGACUAUUUUCUUGGUAGGUAUUUUCUAAAAUUCCCUCUAGAAGCCAAAAGGUAAGAUAAUUAUGUUGAUUUUCAUAGUGUAAACAUCACACAAUUUGACAUUGAGAAAUACUGUGCAGAAACAUUUGUUUUUUUCUGGGGCCUUUUCUUUCUUGUGUUGUUGUUUGUUUGUUUCUUUGUUUUUUUAACUAUACCACGUUUAGUAUCGUUGCUUUCCUAAAUUCCACAUCACAGUUUUUGUAGAAAGCGGGGUCUUUUGUCCUUUUUAUAUUAAUGACCUUCAUAAGCCCAUUCACCUUACAGUCUCUUGUUUUUGUUUAAAUCAUCAUCACAUAUAAAUAUUUCAGUUUUGUUUGUUUGUCUUAGUUAAACUGUCAGUCCUUAUAAAAUUGUGUUCCUCUAAGUA
Messenger RNA from Leptonychotes weddellii (Weddell seal), 1808 nucleotides. The record is from RefSeq and is a predicted model, not a curated record. Lineage: Eukaryota; Metazoa; Chordata; Mammalia; Carnivora; Phocidae.